AUGUUAAACUGCAGGCGAACUGCAGGCGAACUGCUGCGGUUUGCAAAGGAUGGGGGACGCUCAUUGUGCCACGCUUCAGACGGUGUGCAAGUGCUGCUAGGCGAGGAGUUGGACCAGCUGUUCGAUUCCCUGUUUUACUACAUUUCAAUGAAUGUUGCCGAACGUGUACAAAGGAUAGUAACGAUGUCGCAGUACACAUUUACCAAUGUACAAACUCAGCGCCUGGAAAUCACCCGCUUUUUGCAGCUAGCCGUGGGCUCUGCCGGAAGCAUGAAUUACAAACACCUAAAUGAAACAAUGCAGUUGCUGAUAGGCGCUCUGCCGAGGCUGCCCCAUACUCUUGCCAACGACAAAUGGAAUCGCGCUAAGCAGAACAUGAGUUAUGAACUGUUCCAUGCUAUACUUGAAUGGCGCUGGUUGUUGCUAUUGUUGGCAAAAGAAACGCAGAAACUGAAGGGGGAAAUGCAAAUGACAGAAUCAACGGAUACACAAUCGGCAGCACCGAAAAAUACAGAUUCGGAAAAGCCAGAAAGCGAAGACGUAUUUAAGCUGCUGUACCGCCAGAUGAUGAUAGAUUUGCUGAACCUAGUGUUUCAGCGUUUCCCGAUCAACGACAAAUUGCAAGAGAUCGUUGGCCAUUCCCCCAAUCAGUGCCAGUGCUUCUGCCUCGUAUGGCUUGGCAUGAUGGCGUUAGCAGAGCAAUCCGACGGGAAAGAGAGCUUUUGGGGCUGUUUACACGAUAGUGUCCCACUCGUGAUCAGUGAUUCAGGAAUUCGAUACCUAUUUGAGCUAUGGCUUAUCAAUAGCUUGGCGGAACUAUGCAACGAAUCAAUAUUCAGGCAGAAGAGCGCUACUGGCAAAUCACUGGAAGCGCUAGCCCCCAAUCCUGCCAUCAUUGACAAGGUGCUGGAAGAGGCUGUUAAGAUCGACUACACUGAGCAGCAGAUGCGAAUAGUUUUGCUGCUACUGAUACCAGUUGUCACCGACCUAUGGCCGGUAUGGUCGGACAUAGUUUCUGCAGUGUGGAAAUACUUCGCCUCACGACUUAAUUCACAGUUUUUGCUCAACGCCGAAUCCGUAGCAAACAGCGCCUGUGCUAGUUCGUCAGUGUUGAGUUUUAUCGAAAAAGCUCAGGCUGUAGCUGUAAAAGGAAAGGUGUUUCCUCGGUUGGGCUUCGAGACUGACAGUCUGCGCAUGUUCAUUGCUCUGAUAACGUUUACAAUUCGGCAUUACACGGACGAAGCCAACAAAAGGAAGGUUCAGAUCAUAUUUAAUCGCACUGUGAUAGGCCUGAGUCCGAAUAGGUACAACAGCAUGACGGAACAGGCCAUUUACAAUCUCGGCCUGUUAAUAACCGCGAUGAUCAAUGCGACCAGCUUCAAGGAAGACUACCCUCGCGUAUCCAAACACUUACAGAUGAUACCGCUUACGGGUGGCCUCAUCGACUCAUCAGUAGAUGUUACUAUCAGGCGCAUUGUUAUGGCAACCCAAGUACACAUGGCGGUGCUGGUGCGAUUUGGAAGCUCGGAUUAUAACAAAACGGCUCAUCUACAGGGUUUCUUAAAGCGCUUCGGAGAAGCACUUGAGAAGUAUGGUAAACGAUUGUUGCCAGCAUUGACUCUAAUGGCAGAAGGGAUGUUACUACUGUACAAACAGGCUGAAGAGAGGGGAUCGUAUCUUCUAGGGGAAAUUUGCUUGAUCGACUCUUGGCUUGAGAAAUAUUUGCUUUGGACGCAAACCGGCUGGUAUAAGCAACUUAAUGCAAUCGCAACCGGUAUGCAGGUGGCGGCAACGACUGAACAAUUCACACCAGCAAUAAUGCAGCACAUAUAUCCUUUCGUGAAGCAACAAUAUUCGCGAACUCGUCCAGCCGCACCAUGUAUCAGCCACAUUGCUGCCAGCGUAACAAUAUCCGCGGGUUCCAAAUUCAACAAUUUCUUCGAAACUUUCACGCUCUGUCGAACGGCCCAUCCGGAGCAGCGACUCGAGUAUGUUACGCGUGUUGCGAUGAGCACUCGAUUGGUGGAGCUGAACGAAGAAGAUGUUAUUAAACUGUGGCUGCGGCUGGCCAUGGUUUACGACAACAUAAAAAUGAGGAAAUUUUCCCAGAUUGUUUGCCAAAUGGACCAAUUCCAGGCGUUAUGCGAAAUUCCUGAGUGUGAUCUACUAAACUCUAAUGCUAUGCCGAUCAAUCUGUUCUUUCGUUCCGUUCGCGAAAGGUACCGCAAGACACGUGUGAACGAGAAGUCUGAGGUCCAGAUUAAAUUUAACCAGCUCUUCCGAAAUGUUGGCACGUGGAUGCCAGAGACUGGUGUUGUCUUGCGGCAAAGGUUCCUCGAGGCACUGGUGUCGGCAUUAAGCGAGUGUCACGAAAUUUUCUACGAUCGUUCUUGCGCUGGCUGUAUGUACAAUAUCGCUUUUUAUCACUAUUUCUUGCCGCCUACGGUGCAGACAGAGCAAGACAUACCACUAGAGUAUAUUGAAGCUAUCGCAAAGGUCUGGCUUCAAGUACUGGAAGUAUUAAGUCAGAUGGAAUACACCACUGAUCCUCUGGUCAAAGACAAUUUCAGAUUAAUGUUCAUCAAGUGGUUACCGCAGUUCACGAAACUACACACGUCGGCCGACAAGCUACACCCGUUAGUGCAAUUUUUUUGUUGUGCAAAUGAAACGAUCGUCCGGAGGGGAAUGGUAUGGGUCCGCAAUGAAUUCGUGAAAUACAAAGCGGAAAAGCUCAAUGCAAGUAAACGACAAGGCAUGCUGAUGGUGCAGCGGUUGCUGGACACUUUAAUUAAAAUUAAGAAACACGAUAAACUGGCACUAUUCAUUAAGCUGUUCGGUUACCUAUUAUUGGAGCAUGCGUUCAAUAGUCAGGAGUACGAGGCAGAAAGGAGUUGGGAGAUACCCAUCAAGAUGGUGUACGAAAUACUCGCGUGUACAGGACCAUUCGGUGUAGUACACCAAGCAAUGCGUGACGCGUUAAAUAAGUUCACGUGUAAGUAUCUACCUGAUGGGCAUAGUGCUUUUUUCGUAUUCAUGCAAAAAUUGACGGAUAAGAAUCCAGGAUUCAUUCGCUUAACCGUCGAUAUGUUGCGUGAGGACUUGAUAAACUCUGGACGCUUGACAGAAAGGGAUCAAAUACUACGGAACAAAUUGCCUUAUCUUCAGACAGAAAUCGCAGAGAAAGUUAUUAACCAAAAAGUAUAUGAUGUUGAGUUUGAUGAAUCGUUUGAUGGUGUUCUUUCGGAGGAUGAAUUCUAGGCAAUGGUGGCUACCAAGUAAGCGAAGCGUAUUGUAAAUUCUUUUUUUUACUUUUGUAUUAUAUUAUUAGAGACUUUGAGCUGU
Molecule: messenger RNA, 3342 nt
Organism: Anopheles bellator
Lineage: Eukaryota; Metazoa; Arthropoda; Insecta; Diptera; Culicidae
Exons: 2
Coding region: 1-3258 (1085 amino acids)
Biological process (GO): replication fork processing; double-strand break repair via homologous recombination
Cellular component (GO): nuclear replication fork
Source: RefSeq, a predicted model, not a curated record